Messenger RNA from Adineta steineri, 1317 nucleotides. NCBI's taxonomy places the organism in Eukaryota, Metazoa, Rotifera, Eurotatoria, Adinetida, Adinetidae. The record is from the annotation of a GenBank genome assembly.
AUGUGGCCUGCAGGAAGUGCCAUUCCGACGAGAAAUAUUACCGGUAGUUUGAACGGUCCAUACAGUGUCUUCGUCACUGCCAAUGGUGAUGUUUAUGUCGACAAUGGCUACAAGGGUCGAGUCCGCAAAUGGACAUUAAAUGCUACGACCAGUGUUACUGUAAUGUAUGUCAGUGACGUAUGUCACGGACUCUUUGUCGACAUGAACAAUACUAUUUAUUGUUCUCAAGGGCAUGCUAAUGUAAUUGUGGCUCGUUCACCCGAUGGCAAUGCAAACUCAUCGAAGAUCGUUGCAGGCAAUGGUUCUUCUGGGUCAACAUCAAAUAUGCUUUACUUUCCCAUGGGAAUAUUUGUCGAUAUCAACUUUAAUUUGUACGUCGCUGACUGUGACAAUGAUCGGAUUCAGUUUUUUAAAUAUGGACAAAUGUAUGGGACGACAGUGGUAGGAGAAGAAGCAUCAGUAAGUUUCGCACUCAGCAAUCCAACAAGCAUCGUUCUGGAUGCCAACAGCGAUCUGUUCAUUGUGGAUUCAUAUAAUACUCGAAUUGUAAGAUCAAGCUCUACAGGAUUUCGAUGUGUAAUUGGAUGUACGAAUGCAGGCGGUUCGAACUCCGAUCAACUACCAUACCCAUGGGCUCUUGCUUUUGAUAGCUAUGGCAACAUAUUUGUUAGUGACUAUAAUAAAUGGUCAUAUAAUGAUACAGCCAGUGUAACUGUAAUGUAUGUCAGUGCACGCUGUGACGGACUCUUUGUCGACAUGAACAAUACUAUUUAUUGUUCUCAAUCGGAGGCUCAUAUAAUUGUUGCCAGCUCACCCGAUGGUAAUGCAAACUCAUCGACGAUCGUUGCAGGCACUGGUUCUUCUGGAUCAACAUCAAAUAUGCUUGACUCACCUACUGGAAUCUUUGUCGAUAUCAAUUUUAAUUUGUAUGUAGCGGACUCUGAAAAUGAUCGGAUUCAGUUUUUUAAAUAUGGACAAAUGGAUGGGACGACAGUGGCAGGAGUAGAAGCAUCAGUCAGCUUCGCAUUCAGCAAUCCAACAAGUAUUGUCCUCGAUGCUGACAACUAUCUAUUCAUUGUAGAUAGUAAUAAUAACCGAAUCGUAAGAUCAGAUCCUACAGGAUUUCGAUGUUUAGUUGGAUGUACGGAUGCAGGUGGUUCGGACUCCGAUCAAUUACGAUAUCCAUGGGCUCUUGCUUUUGACAGUUAUGGCAAUAUAUUUGUUACGGAUGAAUACAACAACCGAAUUCAGAAAUUCAUUUUUCAAACGAACUCUUGUGUGCAUGAGUCUUGGCAUAUUCCUUCGGGUAUAAUUUAA